Messenger RNA from Saccoglossus kowalevskii, 2275 nucleotides. RefSeq lists its product as uncharacterized. Gene Ontology annotation, molecular function: peptide-O-fucosyltransferase activity. The record is from RefSeq and is a predicted model, not a curated record. Gene Ontology annotation, biological process: protein O-linked glycosylation via fucose. Lineage: Eukaryota; Metazoa; Hemichordata; Enteropneusta; Harrimaniidae.
AUGGCAACUAUUCGUAAUGUUUUCGCCUAUUUCAUAUUAUUGUUAUUUCUUGGAUUCUUUAUUUCCACUGCUAUAUACUCCUUCGGGAUCAAGCCGGUGUCAAAAAAGUCCAGGUCAUCAACGAUCCGAGGCAUUACGACGUUUGCAGGCAGAGACAACGCCAAGGAGACCGGUGAUAUCGAGUCUCCUGUGGCAAUAGUGACUGUAUCGGAUCAUGGAUCAAGCGAGGAAACGAAUGAUAAUUUACAACUGAGUGAUAUGAACGAAUCAAGUGAUAGACAAAGCGACACAGACAGUUUUACUGUUGAUACAUCAGUGACUCACUAUCUGGUGCCUAUUCACCACUUCGGCAGUGGGCCAAACUUCAACUUUAGGAAUUUCAGAAUUGCUGUUCUCAUUGCCCUAUAUAAUAAAAUGACGAUUGUUGAGAGGUGGUUCCAAACUCACGGUACACAAGCAAGAUCGUGGAGAUACCUGAACGAGACCUUCGAUGUAACCUUGCUAAGAAAGUUGCUCGACGUCGCCUAUUUCGACCGAUUUAAGCGCGAAUGUGACAGUAAUGUGGAUGUCGUCAUAACAACCCCAUCCAGGAGUAAAGAUGUUGAAAAAAUAUACGAGAGACAUAGUGACAUUUUCGAAGUAGAUUAUGGAAUACAAUUACCUCCGUGGUCACAAAUAAAGAGCAUUACUCGGCUGAGUGAUUUGGAAAGUAUACGGAAUAUUCGCUGCGUUGGCGUUUAUUAUCCUUUAGCGUUUGAGCAAUUCAACAUUUCCGGUAAAGACGAAUUGUUACGUAAGGUUGAUAAGCAUCUGAAAUGGCCGACUAGCAUUCGCAGAGUUGCUGACUUGGUGAGUGAUUUAGUCUGCGGUGGACGCCCGUAUCUGUCAGUGCACUUUAGAACAAAGGUAGGGGAAGGAUGUAAAAACGAUAACUGCAAUAAAACCCAGACUUUAGCGACUGGCCGGGCAGCAUUGCAAGUAUCGUUUGACUUUAGUAACUUAAUGAAGACAAGAAACCUAUCCUGUAUCUACGUGGCUCUUCCACCGUAUGCUGCGGAUUAUGAAGACAUUUUCCAACAGAAGCUUCCAAACGUCAUUACAAUGAAACAAUUAACAGACAACACCACCAUUCCAGAAUUAGCUAAGAUCAGUGACGACAACUACAAGCUGUCAUUGCUUGAACAAGAACUCUGUAUCCGAUCCACAGUAUUUGUAUCAUGGGUAUAUUCUUACUGGUCACAGAUGGUGAUUUACCAAAGAGAACUCCAAAAAGCAGAAAGUUUUAACAUCAAAGAUUUCCCGCAUUGGGACGUCGAAGGUCUUAAUUUGAUUACCUACUCUACCAGUGUCUUCGAUUUCCACCUUUUUGCAGACGACACCAAUCUUUUCAAAGUUCUUAAGAAUAAAGCUAUUAAUCUCAACAACAUUAACUUCGAAUUCCAGGAGGUGCGCAACUGCACCACGGUUUUGUCCCUUACAAUAACAGCACAGUCUUACAGAACUGUUAUGGACUGGACAGAACGUACAGGUGGGGGAUCAGAUUAUAUUGGUUGUUUUAGAGAUAAAUCGGCUCGUGCCCUGGAGUUUCAAGCAGAUCUCGGUUCUGAAAUGACUAUUGACCUUUGCAUUAAUGCAUGCGGACCCCACGGCAAAUAUGCUGGAGUGCAGUAUUCAUCUCAGUGCUUUUGUGGUGACGAAUAUGACAAGUACGGCGCCCUCAACGAGGAUUCGUGUAAUAUGAAGUGUACUGGUGAUAAUAGCGAGAUAUGUGGUGGUACCUGGGCGAAUGCUGUUUACAAGUCUAGAGAACCAACGUACAUUGGAUGUUACGUGGACAAGUCCAGUAGAGCGUUAUCUGGAUAUUCGUACAGCGAUGGCUCGAACAUGACACCCAAAUCAUGUAUCAACGCGUGUAUUGCUAACAAUGAUGGACAUAAAGUGUUCUACGCUGGUGUACAGUAUGCUUCGCAGUGCUUCUGUGGAACUGACUUCAGCAAAUAUGAUUCAGCAGAUGAGGCGGACUGUAGCGCUGCAUGUACUGGUGACAGUAACGAGAAAUGUGGUGGAACAUGGAGAAACUCGGUUUAUAAAAUAGAAAUCGUAUAAAUAUUAUCCAUCGAACCAAGCAAGCAAGAACAGGACAGUUAAGUGUUUGAAGAUCUCUAUGAUGCUAAUUCACGGAACAAUCUCAUUAGUCUUGAUAAAUCGUGUUCUCAUUCAUCUUGUUCCUGUAGUUGAUGAUAGUAAUGUAGAAUAAACGCAUAAUUAAAGCAAA